This is a messenger RNA of Erigeron canadensis, 1711 nucleotides long. RefSeq names its product serine/threonine-protein phosphatase 7. The transcript has 5 exons. Lineage: Eukaryota; Viridiplantae; Streptophyta; Magnoliopsida; Asterales; Asteraceae. Bases 59 to 1384 code for a protein of 441 amino acids. Gene Ontology annotation, cellular component: nucleus; cytosol. The record is from RefSeq and is a predicted model, not a curated record. Gene Ontology annotation, molecular function: protein serine/threonine phosphatase activity.
UCACAAAAUCCCACAAUAUCACUUGCACUUUUAACAAACCCAACCCCGACCUAACAUAAUGCAAUCACAACCGGAUUCCACCGCGCCGGAAUCCUCAUCACCGCCGUCAUCAUCAUCUUCCGAUGACCCACCACCGUCACAAACCACCCAUCCCCAGAUCCCAUUAACAUACCCAUCAAAUGAAACCCUAACACAAGAAUGGGUAACAAACUUAAUGUCAACACUUGAUUGGUCAUCAAGAAACCUCCGGCCGGCAGAGCUUCCGACAGUCUUGCCGGUGGAAGUGUUCGAUAAAUUGAUACUAAAAGCUCGCAAGAUUUUGCAUGAGGAAGCAAAUUGCGUGAAAAUUGAGCCUGAAAAUGAAAAAGGUGAAGUGGGUGUGGUGGUAGUGGGUGAUGUGCAUGGGCAAUUGCAUGAUGUGUUGUUUUUGAUGAAAGAUGCAGGCUUUCCUUGUGAAAAUAGGUUUUUUGUUUUUAAUGGUGAUUAUGUUGAUAGAGGGGCUUGGGGUCUUGAAACUUUCUUCAUUUUGCUUGCUUGGAAAGUUUUUAUGCCACAUAGAGUUUUUCUACUUCGUGGGAAUCAUGAAUCAAAAUACUGUACCUCAGUAUAUGGAUUUGAAAAGGAAGUAUAUGCCAAGUAUGGUGACAAAAGUACAGGAAAGCAUGUUUAUCGUAAAUGUUUAGGAUGUUUUGAAGGACUUCCUCUCGCUUCCAUUAUAGCAGGGCGUGUUUAUACAGCACAUGGAGGGAUUUUCCGUAAUAUACCUGCUAUUCCAUCAAAACGAGCCAAAGGUAAAAAGAACCGUAAAGUUAUUCUGAAUCCAGAGCCGGUUCCUUUAUCUCUUGGUUCUAUGGAGGAAUUACUUAAAGCUAGACGAACGGUACUAGACCCUCCUUGGGAAGGCCAGAAUUUAAUUCCCGGGGAUGUUUUGUGGUCUGACCCUUCUAUGAAAUCUGGCCUUUCUCCAAACAAAGAAAGAGGUAUCGGCCUUUUGUGGGGUCCAGACUGCACCCAAGACUUCUUAAAAGAAUUCGGUCUCAAGUUAAUUAUCAGAUCUCAUGAAGGUCCUGAUGCAAGAGAAAAAAGGCCUGGUCUUGGAGGAAUGGAUGAAGGGUACACUAUUGAUCAUGUUGUCCCAUCUGGGAAACUGAUCACUGUCUUCAGUGCUCCUGACUAUCCACAGUUUCAGGCAACAGAAGAACGGCACAAUAAUAAAGGAGCAUAUAUAGUCUUGAAAUCCCCUAAUUUUGACACCCCUAUAUUUCAUACUUUUGAAGCUGUCACGCCAAGACCCAAGGCGAACCCAUACUAUGACUUUGAAGACGUGAUUGAUUCCGAUGAAGAAUUAGAUCUAAUGAUGAUGGUGGAAAAGCUUCCUGAAUGAGUCCAUCAUCUGCUGUAAUUUUACCAUGGAACUAUUUCCUCAUUUUGAACUUUUUGUUCCUUUCUUCCUCGCAUCUAUUCUUUAUUGCAUGGUUGUUGGUAUAGGGAGGAAGUUAACUGCCCUUGCAAAAUCUCAAAUGUAGAUUGUUAUAUCAAGUUUGUGUAUAUGUAUACAUUGGGCAGCCAUAAGUCAUUUUCUCAGAACAAAUGAUGCUAAUGAGGUUUGAAAUUCAUGCCCAGGAAAUUGUACAUUUUUUUUUUUAGAACAGCCAGAGGAAAUUGUACUUUGUUGUUCUCGUAUAACAGGUUGUAAUUUUUGUAUCUUAAA